GUUCACGGUUCCUUAGCACGAGCCGGUAAGGUCCGAUCUCAAACUCCUAAAGUUGAAAAGCAGGAGAAGACAAAGAAGAGGCUGCAAGGCCGGGCCAAGAAACGUAUCUUGUUCAACCGUCGAUUCAAUGUUACAACACAACACGGUGGCAAGCGCAAAAUGUCAGUCUCACCCAUUCCGAUCCCUCUUCAUUUUGGUUUCUUCUCGUUGACCAACAUAUCUUAUUCACUUUUCUGUUUAUAG
This is a messenger RNA of Melampsora larici-populina 98AG31, 243 nucleotides long. RefSeq lists its product as uncharacterized. Gene Ontology annotation, biological process: translation. The transcript is spliced from 2 exons. NCBI's taxonomy places the organism in Eukaryota, Fungi, Basidiomycota, Pucciniomycetes, Pucciniales, Melampsoraceae. The record is from RefSeq and is a predicted model, not a curated record. The annotation marks the transcript as partial. Gene Ontology annotation, molecular function: structural constituent of ribosome. Gene Ontology annotation, cellular component: cytosolic small ribosomal subunit; ribosome.